CGAGUCUUCUCACAAAGUGCAGUGUGAGACCGGCAUUCAGUGUGGUUGUACUGGUAGUGGUAGUGUGUGUGUGCAGUUGUUUUCUGUCGUGUCUUCAUAUUUAUUCCAAAACGCAUCGUAUACGGAUUACUGUGUCUGAACCCAUGACUUGUGCGGAAAGGACGAUGGCAGCGAUGACUAUGGAUUUAACAGCGCAUCUUAAUUCGGCAAAUUGUGUUACGGCUGAUUUACAAAUACCAAUGGGCCCAGAAUUUGAUGAAACAUUUCACAUUAGUUCGGUGGAUUUAUUCAGUCUAAUUGAAGAAGAUCAUGAGGCCUUUAAGGCAUCUCAUUCGCAUCCGUGGGAGGAAAUUCGGAAUUCUGAUGAGGAUGAUUCGUGUAAACCCGAUGUCAAGGAAUUUGCAGCACCCUUCUACACGAGUGGACGAGUUGAUAUGGGACAAUAUCUUACUAAACCUCAAUUUGGAUUAGGACAAUUUUGUUUCGUAUAUGAUGAUCCAUUGUAUCUACCAGAACCACACUCUAUUAUGGUAAAUCCUAGAGAUUGCACAUUGACUGAUCCAUUUCUCCAUCCAAAUUCUUCUCAAAAAUUAAUGCCAACAGAGCCACAAGUAUUGCCAAAGCCUUACCAUCCCUCUCAGGAUCAUGAUUAUUUCUCUAUGAAAGAAGAUGAAGUGAAAAAUGACACGGAGAAACCUGAAUCUUUCUGUGAAGAAGACCCAGAUGUUGAGGUAUGGGAAAUAGAAAAUUUUCUUGACUCACAAGCUCUCCCAGCUCCUGUUCCAGAACAGUUACCUGUAUAUCGACCAUUUAGGAAAGAAACCAGACGUUCAUCUGCAAGAACUGCUGAAAUAAGGCGAAGAGAACAGGCACGUAAAAUUUCAAAUGCUGUACAUGCCGUAUUAAAAACUGGCAGGGUUCGAAGUACUAGGCAGUUUAAAAAUAUAAAGCCAAAGAAUAGUGUUGAGACGACGCCAUCUCAGUCUGACAUAGAAGAAUUUUAUAGUCAACCAGUGAGACAGACAUACUCAAGAACAACAAAGAAAAAAACAUGCAAAGGAAGAAUAGAUCACAGUGAAAGUGAACGUCACCGCAGAGAAGUAUUGCGAAGAAAUUUUUCCUCUUUAUGUGAUUUGAUACCUAAUGAGUACCUUAGAGGUGAUAAAGUAUCUUCCCAGAUAUCUAAGCAAAAGAUUCUGAAUGGUGCUAAAAGUUACAUUACAGCUGUACAUUCUGCUAAAAGUUCCUACAAAACUCAAUACCAUCAAAACAGUUUACUUCGAGAACGAUGGCAAAAAGUCCAAGCGAAACUACUAAAAUCUUUAAAGAGGCAGAAAUGAUUUUCAAAACUCCUUUUCCAUUUGUCUAUAUUCAUUAUUUGCCAUGCUGUAAUAUAAUGCAUAUUCAUGUUCUCAGUUUUUAAUUUUUUUUUAUUAAUAAACGUAAGUCAAUUUUA
Molecule: messenger RNA, 1456 nt
Organism: Argiope bruennichi
Lineage: Eukaryota; Metazoa; Arthropoda; Arachnida; Araneae; Araneidae
Exons: 3
Coding region: 144-1340 (398 amino acids)
Molecular function (GO): protein dimerization activity
Source: RefSeq, a predicted model, not a curated record